Messenger RNA from Mycena citricolor, 3213 nucleotides. The record is from the annotation of a GenBank genome assembly. Lineage: Eukaryota; Fungi; Basidiomycota; Agaricomycetes; Agaricales; Mycenaceae.
AUGUCGCGCGGCAUAAUCGUUCCAACUAUCGUCGAGGAGCCACCCAGCCCAAUUAUACCCCUUGCGCCCUCCACUCAUGGUAGAAGUCGUCAUCACGACGCCAGUGGUGCUGGCCACCUCGUACAGAGCACAAGUGGGACCAGCAGGAGGCUGAAGACGGACGAAGCAGGACAUUUGGACUCUGCACAACUCAAGAAGCGACGCCGGUUUCGAUUCCCAGGCACUUCCCCAGAUCAGGAGGACUCAGUCACAAAAGUGAUACGCGAACACGCUUUCUCGUUCUUUAUUCAGCACGGCGGAAAUGAAGAGGAUUGGGAGGAGUCCAGGGAGCAGACUGUCAGGGAAGAGAUGCUCCGCCGGUGGAAGGAAUCUGAGUGGGGAACAGCCUUGAGAGGUCGGGCCCACGGCAAGAAGAGCGCGAAGCAAGCGGCCAAGACCUGGAUCGGAGGAAGCUUCGAGGUUGGGGAUCUCGUCGGUGUCAACAUCCUCCAAGAACCGACUGAGAGCGUACGCGACCGGAUCUCCCACCUCUCAUCUGGCCGAAGACCCUCGCAAUCAUUUAGAACGGCGUCUCACGUUGUCUCUGUCGGGGACGACUUCGUGACCGCUUCCGAAGGCGCGACGCCGUCCUUCUAUGGGACCGUCGGAAUGAAUCAGGUCACAAUGUCCUUGUCCCAUCUCGGUGUCGAGACUGGCGAAGCUACCAGACGGACGCAGUCGGACUCAGAUGUACGACCCACUCUUGAAGAGGCGACGGCGCUCGCGAAAAGUGACUCUCAUGUACCGGUUCUCAAAAAGCAAAGGGUACAUUAUGCACCCGAUCCUAGCAGAGAGGCCCCAGCAGAGCCAUCACCCGUCCCUCCGUCACAGGUGCUCGAGAGGUCCCCGUCUGAGAUUCCUGCUACCAGCGCCGAAGCCAUGGUCGCUCCGGCCCAACGGAGCUCUUCUUGGACCGACGUCACCAUGCGUGACCGAAUGCUGCUCCGGAUCGGCUAUUCAACACAUUCCCUCCCGCCAGUGUUUGACGAGAGCAUCGGCCGUCUUACGCAGGGCGUACGUUACGAGCAAUGGUCCGAGUACCUUGUACUGUGGAAGGAUGACUCGAUUCGAUUCUAUGAGCCGCAUGGGACCACCUGGAUUCCAGGGACCAAGCCUUAUCGUUUGGCAUCUGUAGUGUCUCUCAAGUCCACCCAGACUCGCCUUUCCGUUUAUUCCUUUGUGGACAUGUCGUUUUGCUUAACGUGCCCUCCCAAGGCAAUCCGCUCCCGCAACAAAAAGGCUCGCGGCCUGUUUCACAUGACUAAAGAAGGCACCAACAUCUUCAUAUGUAAGGUUAAGAGUCGGUCCCGAGCGGCCGAUUGGAUUUGGUUGGUGGCUUUGGUAUAUCUCCUGAUAUGUAAAGGGCUGCUACUGACAUCUCUCAGGAGAAGACUAGGGGGAAUUCUGCCCGCCUCUCUCGAAAUUCGCUCGCCCAAUUUGGAUACCCGAGUCAAGAUUGAGCUGCCGAGUGUAGAGUCGCCUGAGAUGUUCACGCGUGACAACAUCGUGACGCUGUGCCAGCAAGCCCUGUGGCGUGUCAAAGCGUGGCGAGAGCUUAUCGAGAUGCAAGUUUCUGAAGGGAAGGAACUCGAGCUUGCUUGGAGGAUGGGAGCGCAGCUGGAUUGGAUUUGGCUUGCCUCGGAUGUGGUUGGCGAUCCGCGCGACUGCGCUGUGCUAUAUGGACUCGCCAUGCAACAGUGUUCUCCACCUCCAUACCUCGAGAUCAGACUUGGACAACAUGCCGCACAACACCUGCUCUCCAAGACAGGGACACGUAUCUUAGAACCACCAGCGAUCGAAGGCUAUCUCGAACGCAUCAGUCCGAGGUCCCAGGCCAAACACCUGGUGUAUCUCGUGGUGCAUGAUGGAAAUCUGUUCUCUGUUCCGCAGAGCCACGCGAAUCCUCCUUCUCCCAUGGGCAUCGGUGCAGCUGUCAACGGGCCCGACGCCCUCCGUCAGUCCGAAGUGCUCAGAGGCACAUCUCAGAUCAUCCAUUCUACGGGUGUCUGUGACUUGAGGGCAGUCCUUGCUGUGCGCAGAGCUUUCCAGGUCGCAGUUCCCGAAUCACAUGGUCUGGAGGUCGUUGACGACCACAGCUUUGGGGCAGCUGUCGAGAGGACCGAGAGCGAGGGUGAAGACGAGGGGGGUGACGAGGGCAUCUUUGCGGCGCAGGACAAGGCACAUCUCAGAAUGAAGCGCUCUUUUGAGCUGCUUCUGCAGAAUGGGCAUGUGAUCAGAUUCGAGGCACAUUCAUGCCGAGUUGCGCUGGAGUGGAUUGAGAGGCUUCGGCCCUUGAUUUUGUACUGGAGGCAACGUCAUCGGACUGACGCCAGCGAUGAAAUGGAUCUCGCUCAAGCCUAUCGACCACGGCUUACCCCACGACGACACGUCGUCAUGAACGACAGUGAAUUGCCACCCGAGCCGCCUGUGGAUCCUUUGGCGCCGCUGCCUGCGCUCAGUAAUUUGUACAGCUGGUGUGUGCUUGAAGGAUGCAGACCCAUCAUCCGAGGCGGCAGAAUCUACGUUCGCAAAGGAAUGUACGGUCAAUACAAGUUUGUGCAGCUGUUCCUUCUGCCCGGGAAUCUGGUGCAGUUCCACAUUGCUCCCAACUCGUCCUUGCAUCUUGCCAUGAAGCACCGGAUCAAUCUGGCAGAUGCGUAUGUCUGUUCAGGUUACUUUGCAGCUUUGGCAUUGCCCAACGACCAAUAUGUCCCGGAUGCCACACUUCCUCGCCGGUACAACGAUGGCCUCGAGACGGACGACCCGGACGAAGAUUCUCUUUUCAUGAUUUGGUACCAUCCACAUGCAGUUGCGGCUGAUGUCGCGCGACCUUCGAUUGACGACGAAGACGACGACGAAGAAGACGUCGCUGGCGAACAAGGACCAGGACAAAAGAGAUCCGACACCGCGACUUCCCAUAUACCAUCCCUUUCUUCCAAACGGAAGAUUGCCGUCUUUCGCUGUCGCAACAAGUUGGAGCGCGACGCCUGGUGUUGGGCUAUCAAUUGUGAAAUUGAGAAACUGGUCAGGGUCCAGAAAACUAGAGAGGAUAGGCUGAGAAAUACAGGUGGCGAUAUGAAGUAGUUUUUACAAUCGGACUUUCUUAUAUUGGGUACUUUACGACGUGGUGCUAGUGGUUGGACAAUGAAUUCGCAUAUGUGUCGGUAUCCGUUU